Messenger RNA from Dromiciops gliroides (monito del monte), 5683 nucleotides. It is a transcript of the gene P2RY1, whose product is annotated as purinergic receptor P2Y1. Gene Ontology annotation, molecular function: ATP binding; G protein-coupled ADP receptor activity; A1 adenosine receptor binding. The record is from RefSeq and is a predicted model, not a curated record. Gene Ontology annotation, cellular component: plasma membrane. Bases 126 to 1208 code for a protein of 360 amino acids. NCBI's taxonomy places the organism in Eukaryota, Metazoa, Chordata, Mammalia, Microbiotheria, Microbiotheriidae. The transcript has a single exon. Gene Ontology annotation, biological process: relaxation of muscle; phospholipase C-activating G protein-coupled receptor signaling pathway; platelet activation.
CCCGUGCCCUCUCCGCCCCCCGCGCCCUCCUCUUGCUCGCCUCCCCCGCGCCCUCUCUGCCUCUGGGCAGAUGCUCGCUCCUGCUCUUCUCUUGGCUCCUUCUGGCCGCGUGAGUUGGCCCAGCCAUGACCGACGUGCUGUGGUCCGUGCUCCCCAACGGGACUGAGGUCCCCCCCUCGUCGCUGUGGCCCCCCAGCAACGCCACCAAGUGCUCGCUCACCAAGACGGGCUUCCAGUUCUACUACCUGCCCGCCGUCUACAUCCUGGUCUUCAUCACGGGCUUCCUGGGCAACAGCGUGGCCAUCUGGAUGUUCGUGUUCCACAUGAAGCCCUGGAGCGGCAUCUCCGUGUACAUGUUCAACUUGGCCUUGGCCGACUUCCUGUACGUGCUCACCCUGCCCGCGCUCAUCUUCUACUAUUUCAACAAGACCGACUGGAUCUUUGGCGACGGCAUGUGCAAACUGCAGCGCUUCAUUUUCCACGUGAACCUCUACGGCAGCAUCCUCUUCCUGACCUGCAUCAGCGUGCACCGCUACACCGGGGUGGUGUACCCGCUCAAGUCCCUGGGCAGGCUGAAGAAGAAGAACGCCGUGUACAUCAGCGCCCUGGUGUGGGGCGUGGUGGUGGCCGGCAUAGCCCCCAUCCUCUUUUACUCGGGCACGGGCGUUCGGAUCAACAAGACUAUCACCUGCUACGACACCACCUCGGACGAUUACCUGCGGAGUUACUUCAUCUAUAGCAUGUGCACCACCGUGGGGAUGUUCUGCGUCCCCUUCGUGGUCAUCCUGGGCUGCUACGGGCUCAUCGUGAAGGCCCUCAUCUACAAUGACCUGGACAACUCGCCUCUUCGGAGGAAGUCCAUUUACCUGGUGAUCAUCGUGCUGACAGUCUUUGCCGUGUCCUAUCUUCCCUUCCAUGUGAUGAAAACGUUAAACCUGAGGGCCAGGCUGGAUUUUCAGACCCCGGAAAUGUGUGCCUUCAACGACAGGGUCUAUGCCACUUACCAGGUGACUAGGGGGCUGGCCAGCCUCAACAGCUGCGUUGACCCCAUCCUCUAUUUCUUGGCUGGAGAUACUUUCAGGAGAAGACUGUCAAGGGCCACCAGGAAGGCUUCGAGAAGAAGUGAGGCAAAUUUGCAAUCGAAGAGUGAAGAUAUGACCCUCAAUAUUUUAUCGGAGUAUAAGCAGAAUGGAGAUACAAGCCUAUGAAUUGCACACAAGCAAAAGGUUCCCAAACACCUCAUUAAAAAAAAAAAAAAGAGGCAACAACAACAAUAAAACCCCUUAGUAUAAAGAUAAACGGAGUCAGAAGAAUUGGGAAGAAGGGUCUGGAGUGGGGAAAACUAUAUCACUUAACAGUCAAGUACUUUUUUUUUCCUUUGAUGAGUUUAGAAGGAAUAUAAGAAAUUAGAGAUCAGAAAGUUAAAUAUAUUAAAACAGUACUCUCCAUUACAUACUUCUGAUUUAUACCAUUUCAAAAUUCUCCACUCUCAAAUAUACAUAUGUGCACUCACUUUUAUAUUUGGGGUAUUUUUGCAUUAAAAAUUUCUCCAAGAUAUAUGACUGUCUUAUACUUUAGGUUGUGCACCUGUGGUCAUCAUUAUAAUUAUUAUUACAUUUUAUAAUCCACAUCAGCAUCCUGCAAAUAUUUAAAAUUAGACUCAAAUCAGAAAACAAUUCUCCCUGUUCUUUAGGUUGCAAAUGAGUGGCUUCUCUCCUGGGCUUUGAAAAAGUCAAGUAUUUUCUGUUAGUUUACGAGCACAAGUUUCUAGUUGUCUUCACUUGGAUGCUGGCUAGACAGAUGUCACUGAGUUUAAAAUCUUGAAAGGUGAUGAUUUUCUAAUUCUGAUUAUCAGGAAAACCAUUAAUUUAUAUUUUGGGUGCUAAAUGUUUGAUGGUGGAAAUCUCUAUUAGGUUUUGUUUCCUAUGCAAGCUUAAUUUCUUGGGAUGCUUUAAAUCUCCUUAAGUAAACAUGCUAUUUACUGGCAAUGUUGCUGUUUAAUGCAUAGGGUUUUGUUUUCCUAGAUGAAUGCUUAUCCACAUCUGCAAAAAAAAUUACCAAAAGAGGCAACUCUGAACUGAUGAUUUACAAGGCAAACUGACUAAAGUUAAAUGCACAAGUUAAGGUAAAAUGUAGCUGGGCAUGGUUAGUGUUUGGGAGUGAUUGGCAGCUUUCCAAAAUCUUCAUGCUCCAGAUAUCUGAGAAAAGAAAAAAGAAAUUAAGCCAUGAGACUAAAACUUAGUUAUUGUCAUUUAGGGACUAUACCAAAAGUGUUGGGAAAAGGGACCUUUGAUAUUAUCCUGAAACAUGCCUGAAAGUAUUAUAACAGUGGGUAAAGAUUCAUACAUGAUACAAUAUCUUACAUUUUAUAAAUGCUGUUUAUAAAAUGACAGAGCAUGAUUUGGCCUCACUAGUCUUUUUUUUUUUAAUGGGAGAAAAAAAGAUUGUAUUUAAAUACGUGCAGACAUCCUUUGACAGUAUAGCAAAGCGGGUUAAAUGAUUAAUUAUAGAAAUGUUUUUUUUAAAAAAGAACUACUUUAAAGAGAUGGCUAAUGAGUGGAGGGGCAAUAUUUAUAUUACAGGUUUGCUCCUCUGGGUAUUAACCUGUCAAAUGCUUCCAAUUUAUAAUGCUAAUUCUGUAUUUUAACCCAUUUUAAAUUACCACUCAAUCCCAGCCCUACAAUAUUUCUUUUCACUAUAUUAGUCAAGCCAUAUUAUACAAACUUACUGAGGUGAAUUUACUCUACAUCUCCCAAGCAAUCACAAACUUCACGUUCUACUUAAAAGAUCGGUAUUAAAGAUAAUUUCAUACAUUUUAUUUGUAGAACUAAAAUGAGCAAUUUCCUCCAACACAGAUUCCAAGCAGUGCGCCGAUGUGGUCAUCAUCAUUGUAUUCUUGGAGGGUAAUAUUGAGUAUGGAGUUGGAUCCCAAGGUAAACGUGUGUGACACAAAGUGACAGCUGAUUCAAUGCUGUAUUUGAGCCCCUGAAUAACUUUUCAGAGCUGGGAGGAAUUUUUUGUGUCAGCUAGUCCCGACUCCUUGCCUAAAAGUCCCUGAGAGCAAAGGAAAUUCUCUUUCUUUGAACAUUGUAAAACCUUUCCAUGUGUCAUCUGUCAUCAUCUAUUUGUAGUUUCACGUAGGGAAAAUGAGUCACCAAAAUGCACACAGCAAAUCCGAUGCUGGUGAAAUGCUAGUAAGCAUAGUGAUGUUUCAAACCUCAAUAGAUAUUUGCUCAAAUAUCUUGCAGCAGCAAAUUGAAAGAAUAUCCCUGUAAUUCAUGGCAGAACAGAACACAAAGCACAAACUUAAUGACUAUUGACCCCGGUGAUCAUCAAAGCCUUGGAUUAUCUGUAGCAACAUUAAAUACUCCAGUUACAAAGGAAUAAGGGAAUGCCCCGGCCUGGCCCAAUAAGUGGUGUUUCCUCAGUAGCCCAAUUCUCCCAUUUACCUUAUUGGGUUUUUUAGGUCACAGGAUGCCCAGGCCCGUGCAGAGAGUUGCUUUCCUAGCCCAAUGCUAUCAAACUUGUAAAUUCUGCAUUAUUUUCAGGUCCUCUUUCAUAAUAGUAAGCAGAGUUGGGAAGUGACUAGAACUGCCCUUUUACUAUAAGGAAUGUUUUUUGCAGUCUCUGACUUUAUACCUCUCAUAGGAGACCAUAAUAAUAGCAUGUAAGGAAUCAUGAAACCAUGACAAAUGGUAACAAAGAAUCGCAUGGCUGACUACUUCCAAGCAGACCCCAUGGCCCAACAGGGAGCUCUGGUAGCUGUGUCCACCCAGUUUGAAAUAAACUGGAGAUCACAUUGAAGUGGUAUACCCCUUUGGCAGCAGCAGGGCUGACCUCACAAAGCCUGAAAAGACAAUUCAUGGGAUCUCAUGAUGUAAAUUCUUACAUCCUGACUGUGGUAACAUGUAAUCAAGACAAGUGAAAUUGCUAAUGUGCUAUAAUAAUUUACCAGUUUACUCAAGUACUCAAAAGUGAUGAAAAGUUCAGAACCCAGAUGUUUUUUAGCACCUUCAUAGUCAUUACUGCAAGCCUGCCAAAUCUAUUUGCUCCCUGACCUGAAUGGGUAAGAAAUUGAGAAGAGCUGGAGUGUGGGGCAGGAUUUCUAAUUUCAAAUCCUCCUUUGCCAGUCAGCUAAUCCCGUGGUGAAUUCGAAUUCUACAAUCCAUCUUUACCCUCAUUCUUAAAAGAGGAAUGGAAUAACUCAUCUGUCACAAGGACAUUUGAGAGUCUAAAAACCGCAAAUGGCACAUAAAACAUGCCACUAUUGUUUUCCAGAACUACUCAAUUCCAGGCAUUGGUUUGGCCACAUUCCUAUGUGGAUAUCAUCUGUGAUGUGGAAAUAUGCCCAGGAAAUCUGUCAAAACCACUAACUUUCCUUCUGUAGGAUACUAAACUAUCUUUGGAUACAAUGGAUAUCAUCGAUAGUGGCUGGAAUGGUACCAGCAACAAAGGCUGAAAGUUUGUAACUGGUUGUCAAAUCUGACUCAUCCAUUAUGUCAUCAAGCUUAAGCUUUCUGAUCAUCUUAAAGACUAUUACCGGAUUAUUUAUUGAUGAAGCAACUGCAGUCCAUUAAUUGUACAGAUAGCAUUGAACACUUUCCCUGGAAGAGCAUUUUUUUUUUGAUCCAGAACACUGAUGUAAAUUCUAUUUAUUAAAAUGUAUAUCCUCAGUAUAACAGAUUGCUGUAUUUGAGAUUCAUAAUGUAUGUGGCAUGGUGAAAAUAAGAAUAGAGAUUUCAUAUACCUCUAUGCUUUUCAAAUAUCAGUAUCUUGCAGUAUUUGGGGCUCUCUUUCAUCAUUCUUUUUGUGAAACUAUAAUAAUCUCUAAAAGUCUACUUUGUGAAGCUCUCUGUGUUAGAGUUCCCCUAAUGAUAUAUUUGCAUGCUCACCUUUUAAAAUUGGAUUUCUGAUUUUAUAUGUAAAAAGUCAAUUUUUGUCAAGUGAAUAUAGGAUCAUGCAGCAAAUAGAAAAUAUUUUAGUCUUAACUGGGUGUGUAGGGUUAUAUAUUUUGUGAGGUUUUGCAGUAACAUUUAUACUACCAUUGUAAAAAAAUGCAUGAAAUCCAUUGAUGAACACUAUUUAAAAAAUGCAACAGGGUUGACCUACAUUUGAAACACAACUAAAUCACUGUGCUUUACAAAACUGAUGGAGAGGCAUUAUUGACAUGGCCUUGGAGUUUAAAGAGAGAUUUGAGGAAAUGGAGAAAGAAAGGUGGGAGAAUACAGCUGCUAUGGUCCCCUGCUGCUCCAGUUAGCUCUAUUUACAUUUCCCCCCAAAUGGCUUCUACCCUUUAUUUCUUGGUCAAGUUAAAUAGCAUGCCCUUGGUACUCUUCUCAGACAUAGCAUUUCUCACAUCUUAAAUAUCAUCACAGCAGAUGCAAUCUGGAUGUUCCUUUUAUGCUUCUAUGUUCAAUUACCUUGCUUGAGCCUUCAUUUUAGCUCCAAGCACUUUCUAGAGUGAAAGUUGUAUGACUUGGUUCCUGAGUUCUGUUACAAUUUUAAAUUUCCUGUUAUAUACUUUAUAAUACAUAGCAUUGCCAAUUAACAUGAAGGGAGAAUGUAUGAGUUACAUGUUCGAUGUUAUGUGCAUUUGGAUUGAUGUAUUUCAGUGCUCUUGUGAAAAUGUUUAUUUUUAUAUUAUCUGUGAUGUAAUAUUGUUGAUUAAACUAGGUUUAUUUGU